GGUACCUGUUUGGCGUAGUGUAAUAAUUAUUGCGUAGCGUUAAAAUAUUUUCCAUACGUCGUCGCCGGAAGUGUCUGCGAGCGUUCGCCGACUCGGCUGCCGAGAGAUGAACACGCGGACGUCCUGCAACGCCGCCGCCGUUUCGGCCGGACAUUGGGACUACACGUGCGCCGCGCCCGCUGAACACGUUGCACCGGUACUGCAUUCGUGGAUGCUGCAGGUACGUGCGAAAAUCGCCUAAGUCCCGCGGACGUCGCUUCGAGUCAUUUCCGCGUCACCGCCGACACAUCUCAACCCGAAGAGAAAUAUUUCGGCCUGUCAGUUGCGCCAUCGUUGUCUUUCACUGUUCGACCGAGUGUCUCCCGUGCGAUGGCCGUACACGCGAGUGACCGAUCCGCAACGGAAUCGUCGUAACCAGCAGAUUAUUACGAUACCGAUUCACCGCCGUAUAACAGCGGACUGCGUGGCGUUAGUCUUUCGACCGUCGGACGCGUGAGCACAACCGAGACGGGACGACUGCACGACAGCCAUUGCCCCAGACCUCAAACCAGUGACCGACGCGGGGCGACUGUCAUGACGUCCGACCAUCGUCGCAGACACCUCCGACAGCACUACCUCCACCAUCACCACCACCACCACCACCACCAUCAAAACCACCAUCAACACCAUCGCCGCCGCCAUCAAUCUCACUGCGGUCACUUCGAAUGGCAUCAGGACCACGGCGUCCGGUGUCGCGGGCCAGCGCUGGUUACCAUCCUGGCGCUGUGGGCCGCGGUGGUCUGCGUUACGGUGCCCGCGGCCUCGCCGUCGCCGGCCACCGGUGACAUGAGCCUGUUGACCAUGCAGCGGAUCAAGUCUUACGUGGACGAUACGUGCACGAUGGACCCGCACUGUCAGUGGACGUGGGACCCGCUGCCAAACGGGUUGCGGAACGUGUCCGCGGAAGAGGCGGCAGCUGAAGUACCGGAAGACUACCUGUAUCCGCCUGGCGAAGAUCCCGACAAGCCGGGACUACGAGGGAAUUUCUUGUUUAUUUACGGUCAUAAGAACACACCACAUAUCUACAUACGCAGUCCGUACUACACCACUGGCGUGUUUGAUAACAACGGGUGUUCGCUGUCAUUUCAAAUGCACACCAACGUCAGUGUACCCAGUCAAGUGUCGAUAAUGCUAAAGACUGAGAAUUAUACAUCAUUAAUUCAGGAUAAUGUCGAAAACAACUCUCCAGUAUAUUGGGAGAAAAAGAAGAUAUUGUUGGGUCGACAGACAAGACAAGUUAUUAUUGAAAUAAAUAUCAAGCCUGGAUCACAUGUCGCCAUUGAUGAUAUCAGAUUAGAAGAUUGCUUACCAGAAUAUUUUACUGGCAUAACUGAUAAUGGUUGUCCAACAGACUCACAUUUUUUGUGUUCCGAUAACAUGACGUGUAUACCGUAUCAUCAUGUAUGUGAUAUCAGUCCAGAUUGUCCCGAUGAAACAGAUGAAACCGAAAGCUGUUUUCUUGUACCAGCUGAAGCUCGAUGUACGUUCGAGUCUGGGUUCUGCGGAUGGCGGAAUACGUCAGGUGAAAUGUCUCUAACGUGGAAACUAUACAAAGGCGACCGACAUAAAUUCACCGGCCCGAAAUGGGAUAACACUUUCCGUAACCGAACUGGUACCUACGCUUAUGUAGAUAUGUCUGGAUCUUCGUAUCUUGGAGCGACAGCGCGUAUGGACAGUAUACAUUUUCACCCACCACCGACGUAUUGUUCAGAUACCGAAUCGAAAUAUUACAAUUCUUGUUAUAUAUCGUUUUUUUACCACAAAUAUGGUUCACAUAGUGGUACUUUAGGUCUCUAUUUGGUCGAAGCCCACGGCGAGGUAGACCGCGUUAGACGAUUAUGGUGGAGUUUUGGGACUUAUGGAAAUACAUGGCUUCGAACCGUUGUUUACUUAGUAAACAUCACAACCAGCUAUUAUUUACAAUUUGAAGCUCGGAAACUACUGUCAGUUAAAGGAGACGUGGCGAUUGAUGACAUAGCUAUGAGCCCAAAAUGUUUCGGCUUAGAUGUACCAGAGGACGUACUCAAGGGAUACAAAUAUGAAGCGGCUGGAACAAUAAAUAAUACUGCAACACUUAUGAAGAUUCCCAUAAAUCCGGACUUCCGAAACAAAAUUGUUUAUAAAUUUACGACUUGUGGAUCAAAAGGUAGAUUGGGCCCAAGUAAUCGAUCUUGUGAAGCUGCAUAUACAAAUACAACUGUAUCUGUGGUAGUGGUUAAUGACACAUACAUGGAUGGAGUACAAAUUUGGCUUGUACCUGAGACAGGAGUGUAUACUAUAAUAGCGAGAGGGGCUCGUGGCGGCAAGGGGGCCGACGGAAUGGGUAUUUCGAAAGGAGCUACAGCCAUCGCGGUGGUUGAGCUGUCCAAACACCAACAGCUGCACAUAUUGGUCGGUCAAGAAGGCGGAGACGCGUGUCGGAAAACGUUUGAAAAACGCGACGACGCAUGCCAACAAGAACAAUACUUCAGGACAGGGAGCGCUCUCAAAGAACUGCAUGACUUGCGCUUGCUCAACGGCGGUGGAGGCGGUGGCGGCGGAUCUUUUGUUUUUACAGGCUCACGAGAAGAAGGAUACUUACCGUUGGUGAUUGGUGCUGGCGGAGGUGGUUUGGCACACGGACCAUUUAAAGACGACAGGAGUCAACACGGUAAUGGUACCAACAUGAGAUUACCAGCAAUCACUGCACCAUCGUUUGGUGAAAAUCCUGCAGGUGCUGGCGGUGGCUGGGCUCCGGGAAACUAUACGGAAGACAAAAAAUCCACAGGCUCGGCGUUAUUGGGGACUGGAGGUUUCGGAAGCGAUGGUGGUGGCGUUGGCGGCCUGGCGUGCUACAAGAGCCGAGGCAACACCAAAGGAUUUGGCGGGUUCGGCGGCGGUGGUGGUGGAUGCGUUGCCGGUGGGGGAGGUGGCGGUUUCACCGGUGGCCGUGCUUGGAGCAACAGUCAGACGAAUGGCGAGGGUGGUUGGUCAUAUUUACCGGACAACCAGCACGUGUUCUAUAGAGCCGUGUACCCAGGUAGCAACUAUAAGUCCGGAAGCGUGUACAUCAUACCAGCCAUCGUGGGUUGUGGGUGCGCGUACCUGUGUGCCGCUACCAAUCAACUGCGCAGUUCAGUCGUCUGCAUAUGCCCACCCGACUUCAAACUCGGGCCCGAUGGAAAGUCAUGCAUAUAUCAAUCAACAGAAACGACAAAAAUUAUAUUUUUGAUCACUGGAAGUGUGUUUACAGUUGUAAUUAUCUGCUUGAUUUUAGGCAUUUGGAUGUAUAGAAGUUAUCGAAAACGAAAAGAGCGCAAAGAAAAUGUCAAUAUACUACACAACGGCAUUUUAAAUUAUGAUAUGACCUCCAGAAACAGAAAUGGAAAUGUUGAUAUAAACCCUACUUAUGAUUUCAAUGGGAGGACUUUGACAACAAACGAUCUUCCAAGAAUUUCAAGAGAUGAACUAAGAAUACAAAAAUCUAUUGGCGAAGGAGCUUUUGGAGUGGUGUACCGAGGGUAUUAUAAAAAAACCGGUGAAACGACCGAAAUGCGGGUUGCGAUAAAGACUCUCCAACCUAAAAAAGACAUGACCAAUGUGGAGGUGAAAUUCGACGACGACAACACACCUAAUACCGAAAUCGAAAGAGAAAAAAUACAAAGGAUUAAAAAGGCUGAAUUGUCUUGCAUACGUGACUUCUUGACAGAAGCCAUUAUAAUGAGCCAGUUUGAUCAUCCAAACAUUGUAAAAUUCAUCGGAAUUACUUUCGAAAAAAACUAUAGAUUUAUAGUGACAGAACUUUUGAGCGGUGGAGACUUGAAAGAAUUUUUACGCAAAAAUCGUCCUUCAGUUCAACAAAAUCAAAAAAUCAUUCCCAUAAAGUUAAAAGAUUUAUUAAAGAUAGCAUUGGAUAUUGCCAAAGGAUGCGUAUACUUGGAAAAUCUUCAUUUUAUCCACAGAGAUAUUGCUUCCAGAAAUUGUUUAUUGUCUACGACAGGACGCAAUAGAGUUACGAAAAUUGCUGACUUCGGGAUGUCUAGAGAUGUAUACAGAAACGAAUAUUACAGAAAAGACGGUCAAGCUAUGUUGCCUAUUAAAUGGAUGCCAACAGAGUCAUUGGUUGACGGUGUUUUUAAUUCAAAAUCUGAUGUCUGGUCUUUUGGAAUUACAUUUUGGGAAAUCAUGACAUUUGGAUCUAUGCCAUACACAGGUAUGACAAACAAAGAGACAAUGAAUUAUGUUAUGAGAGGUGGGCGUUUAUCUAGACCGGCAAUUUGCCCAGAACCAGUAUAUAAGCUUAUGGGCAGCUGCUGGAAAACAAAUGCUGAAGAAAGGCCUUCUUUUGAGAUUAUACGCAAUAAACUUCGUCUCUUUUUGCAAGAUCCACUCAUAGUCGAUUUUAUACCACCGGCGAUUGGCAGGCCCGCGGCACCGCUGCCGUACCGAGCGACGCACCCGCUGGACAAGGACGCACCGCCGGACGGUGUUCUUCGGGCACAUGACGUUGUUUUGACUGGUCCUUGUAUUGAUCCACCGCGGAACCACGAACAUCAGGAAGAACCUCAGUAUGUAACGCCAUUGCCGGCUGACGACUUUUUCGAGGGUGUGGACGCGGAGUUGAUGAGGGACGCCGAGCGGUUUGGACGGUUCCAAAACAGGAUGGAAAUGUCACCGUCAGGUGACAUAAGCGAUUUCUCUGACGAAGAUGAAGAAGAAAAUGGUGACAUCGACAGCGUCGGAGACGAAGAGGACGAAGACGAAGACGCGGUGAUUAAUCCGGAUAUCGACGACGAGGCUGACGAUGACGACGACGACGAUGAUGACAACGACGAUGAACAGAACGUGGAAGAGGAGGAAGACGACGACGCAAACGGCGCGGAGAUUGUGCUGGACGCAGAUCGUAAUCGGUUCGACGAGGACGACGAUGACGCGUACGGAGACAUCAACGCCAGGAGCAAUGGCCCGGUGUCAUCGUAUCAUUGGAAUAGGUUUAAAGAGACGAGUUUCAUCAGCAUGAAGGAACCCAACACCAAACAGACGAAUGCAGAUGGCCAAGUAAAUUCGUCUAAAAGAAGAAAGUCGUUUUCCGAACUCGAAGACAACAGGCCCAAUCCUUAUUCAUUAACAGGCCGCGUCCGAUACAACGUAGCCAGUGACGGGAAAAUAAGAUGCUGACAUCCGGACUCAAGGACUUCGGUUAUCGAGUCCUUGGAAAUGUUAUAAAAUGUCCUUAUACAAUGUUAAUAUUCUAUUUUGAUGUACGACUGUUGUAAAUAUUUUUUUUUCAUUUUUAACUCACGUCAUCUAUCCAUAAUACAAAUAAAUGUUUUGUUUUAACAGUAUACUAUACACGACUAACCAAAAGAAUAAUAACCUCAAAUUAACUGAUUAAUUAAUAUGCAUUGAGCCACAUGUAUAAAUAUAAUAAUUUAAAAUAUCUAACCGUAUACAGUUGAAAAAAAAAUACAGGCUUAUAAUAAUAUUGUCCAUUUGUUGGGUAUAAUUAAACGGCGUAACCGUUAAAAUGUAUUAAUUAUUCACCACGCUUAAACAUUGUUCAACAAUUUAAAAAUGACAUAUU
This is a messenger RNA of Melanaphis sacchari, 5602 nucleotides long. RefSeq names its product ALK tyrosine kinase receptor-like. Gene Ontology annotation, molecular function: protein binding; transmembrane receptor protein tyrosine kinase activity; ATP binding. The coding region runs from base 574 to 5196 and encodes 1540 amino acids. The transcript has 26 exons. Gene Ontology annotation, biological process: regulation of neuron differentiation; cell surface receptor protein tyrosine kinase signaling pathway; multicellular organism development. The record is from RefSeq and is a predicted model, not a curated record. Gene Ontology annotation, cellular component: signaling receptor complex; membrane. NCBI's taxonomy places the organism in Eukaryota, Metazoa, Arthropoda, Insecta, Hemiptera, Aphididae.